AUGGGUAAUCUCCUCUCCAACACCACUGUUUCUUCUGGUCUUCCUUCCCUUUCUUCCUCCGUCGAUGUUUCAGAUCCAGCUCAAGUUGCGUUGCUUCACCUGAACUUCCGACAGCCUUCCCUCGCCAGCCAUCUUACAAAGGCCACCUCGAUGGCCAUCACGAACGGUGAGUACAUGAACUUUACUACCCUUUUACCAAUGACCUCCCUUGUGACGGACACCAUCCAUUCCCAACUUAACCUUAAGGUAGGCGAUGAAGGUUUAACAAUCCCUCCUCUUCCAAACGCCCCAAAAUCAUCGCUAUUGAUUGGUGGCUCGAUGCCUUCAUCAUCUAUUUCACAGUUAUAG
This is a messenger RNA of Porites evermanni, 348 nucleotides long. Lineage: Eukaryota; Metazoa; Cnidaria; Anthozoa; Scleractinia; Poritidae. The record is from the annotation of a GenBank genome assembly.